Acinonyx jubatus (cheetah) is the source of this 2820-nucleotide messenger RNA. RefSeq names its product solute carrier family 35 member C2 (gene SLC35H1). The record is from RefSeq and is a predicted model, not a curated record. Gene Ontology annotation, molecular function: antiporter activity. Gene Ontology annotation, cellular component: cis-Golgi network; endoplasmic reticulum-Golgi intermediate compartment; Golgi apparatus. The transcript is spliced from 9 exons. Gene Ontology annotation, biological process: UDP-glucose transmembrane transport. NCBI's taxonomy places the organism in Eukaryota, Metazoa, Chordata, Mammalia, Carnivora, Felidae. The coding region runs from base 1621 to 2379 and encodes 252 amino acids.
GCCGGCGGCCGGCAGCCGGCGGUCGGUCCCGCCCCUCGGCGGCUUCUGGCGGAAGUUCACACCCUUCGCGGCGGCGCUCGGCCUCGCACUUCCGGCGGGGGGAUCCGGACCGUAGCUCCCGGAACCGAGCCUCCGCCCUGGGGACGUGUGAGCCCUGCGUCCACUUAAUCAUGGAGAGGGUUGGCCUGGGCCACCAGCCCCUUAGGUGAGGACUCUGCCUGGGGCUCCGUGGACGAUUCUGAAUCAUGGAGGCAAAGAGGACUCUUCUGGCCAGGAGACCUUCCUGUUGAAAGUUGUGGCCCAGCUUGGCCGGCCCUUCCUGUCUUCGGCUGUCUUCGGGAGAGGCUCCCACUGACCCAGAGCUAGGGGGUUGCGGCUUCCCCGGAUGGGGAGGUGGGCCUUCGACGUGGCCUUUGUGUGGAAGGCGGUGUUGACUCUGGGGCUGGUCCUCCUCUAUUACUGCUUCUCCAUCGGCAUCACCUUCUACAACAAAUGGCUCACCAAGGGCGCUGGUUCAGUGCUCCAGCCACAGGGCCCGCGUGGUGCUGAGCUGGACGGACUACCUCAGGAGAGUAGCUCCCACAGGUACAGGCCUGCCUGGGGCCGGGGCAGAGGAGGGCACUUGGAAAGCCACAGGCUAAGAACACAAGGGCUUGAUGUCUCGGAGCUUAGGCCCUCCCGCUCCUCUCUUCCUGCCUCCCCUCCCAGCCCGGCCCUGCUUCUGCCUCUUAUGCACUCCCCAGCUCCCCCCUCCCCAACGCACACACAGUGCGCGCGCUCCUGUGCACAUGGAGGCAGCAACGGCCUUGUCGUUGUCUGGCCCUUCGAUGUGUAUGCCGAGCCGACACCUGCCCUGGAGACGGCAGUGAGCAGAGUCCCGUCCCUGUCCUGGCGGUAGUGGGAUGAUGAGGGGUGCCUGGGAGCCCAGAGGCACCAGCCCAGGCCCGGGGGGAGGCUUCCCAGAGCUUGGGCUACAGCGGCCGAGGCUUCAGUGCGUGUGCGGGUCUGAAAGGGAACUGAAAGCGUCUCCGGAUGCCGAGACUCAGCGCUGGUGAGGGGAAGUGGGAGAAAUGAGGGGGUGGCAGGGACAGACCCUGGAGGACCCAGGCCUCCAGGACGAGUGUGCCUCCAUCCUGAGGGAAGGGACAUUCACACAUUCGCCAUGUUUAGCCACUGGGAACUACCCAGUCCUAAUGCUGGAGCGGAACCCCCUGCGUUUUGUGGCCAGGAGUUGACCCUUCAGCUGCUGUGAAAGGAAGGCCCGAGGGCCCCAGAGAAAGCCGGGGUGUUCGGGGCAAAGCAGGGAGCGCUCGGGGGCCUCUCGGAGGUGUCUGAACAGCCGGCGCUCGCAUGCCGGCCUGCCCUGGCUGCAUGUCCGGGGGCGCCCCUGUCUCCACAGCACUGGCAACAGCGCUUGACGUGGGCUUGUCCAACUGGAGCUUCCUCUACAUCACCGUCUCGCUGUGAGUACCGGCCACACCCCGCCACCUCCGUCCAGCCUUUCGCGCGCACUCUGCCGGUGGGCCAGCGCCGUACCCCUCUCUGGGACCGGCCCUUGAUCUCCGCUCCUUCCUGACACCCAGCGGCUCUCUGGGAAGCUGACAGCCCCUGCGGUACACGAUGACCAAGUCCUCCGCUGUCCUCUUCAUCCUGAUCUUCUCGCUGAUCUUCAAGCUGGAGGAGCUGCGCGCAGCGCUGGUCCUGGUGGUCCUCCUCAUCGCUGGGGGCCUCUUCAUGUUCACCUACAAGUCCACACAGUUCAACGUGGAGGGCUUUGCCUUGGUGCUGGGGGCCUCGUUCAUCGGCGGCAUCCGCUGGACCCUAACCCAGAUGCUCCUGCAGAAGGCCGAACUUGGGCUCCAGAACCCCAUUGACACCAUGUUCCACCUGCAGCCACUCAUGUUUCUGGGGCUCUUCCCUCUCUUUGCCAUAUUUGAAGGUCUCCAUUUGUCCACGUCUGAGAAAAUCUUCCGUUUCCAGGACACAGGGCUGCUCCUGCGGGUACUAGGGAGCCUCUUCCUUGGCGGGAUUCUCGCCUUCGGUUUGGGCUUCUCCGAGUUCCUCCUGGUCUCCAGAACCUCCAGCCUCACUCUCUCCAUUGCUGGCAUUUUUAAGGAGGUCUGCACUCUGCUGCUGGCAGCUCACCUGCUGGGGGACCAGAUCAGCCUCCUGAACUGGCUGGGCUUCGCCCUCUGCCUCUCGGGCAUAUCCCUGCACGUUGCUCUCAAAGCCCUGCACUCCAGAGGUGAUGGGGGCCCUAAGCCCUCGAAGGGACUGGGCUCCCACCCCGACCUGGAGCUGCUGCUCCGGAGCGGGCAGCCAGAGGAGGACGACAAUGAGGAAGAAGAGGCGUACUUCGUGGCCCAGGGGCAGCAGUGACCAGCCGGGAGACCAGCUUGGAGGCAGGCCUCUCCCCGCCCUCACACCUCACAGCAGCUCGGGGACCCAGGGGGCCCUUCGCGGCAGCUGGGGAGCAGCGGGCCAGGCCUCUCCCAGGCCGGGCCUUGGGGAGCGCGCAACCGCCUGGCGGGGCUCGCUCGGGGAGCUGAGGAGACUGUGGGGUGUGCGUCGGGCCAGAGCAGGGCCGAGGCCGUGCUGGAGGCCCAAUGGGACGAGGGAAGGGGCGGUCCUCGGCCGCUUGCCAGGCUCUGGCGGCCAAGGUGGUGCUUUCCAGGGCACAGCGGGUUUCUUGGGGCACUGGGUUUAGACUGCGGAGCACUUGGGAAGGGGAGAAGGAGAGGCUGGAGCCUCAUCACCUGGACAGUGUCUUUUCUCAGAGAGCAGAUCUAUUUAUAGUUUGGAAAUAAAGGAUUUACGGUC